This is a messenger RNA of Eptesicus fuscus (big brown bat), 1633 nucleotides long. It is a transcript of the gene TMEM144, whose product is annotated as transmembrane protein 144. Gene Ontology annotation, biological process: carbohydrate transmembrane transport. Gene Ontology annotation, cellular component: membrane. Lineage: Eukaryota; Metazoa; Chordata; Mammalia; Chiroptera; Vespertilionidae. Gene Ontology annotation, molecular function: carbohydrate transmembrane transporter activity. The record is from RefSeq and is a predicted model, not a curated record.
AUGAGCAACAAUGGAACAGAACUAACCCUUGGUUUCAUCUCCUCUUCUGUAGCCAUCCUUUUGUUUGGCUCAAACUAUGUACCACUUAAAAAAUAUUAUACUGGUGAUGGAAUGUUUCUCCAGUGGGUACUCUGUGCUGCUAUAUGGUUGGUUGCCUUGGUGGCCAAUCUGAUACAUUGCCCUAAGUUUUGGCCUUUUGCAAUGGUGGGGGGGUGUGUUAUAUCUGCAGGGAACAUUGCUGUUGUCCCAGGGAUGAAAACCAUUGGUUUAGGUCUUGGACUCUUAAUCUGGGGAUCAUUUAAUGCCUUAACUGGUUGGACAAGCUCAAGGUUUGGCUGGUUUGGAAUGGAUGCAGAAGUAGCAAAACCACUGCUAAAUGACUUGGGCGCUGGGCUAUCAGUAGUCAGUACUUUCAUAUGUCUCUUCAUCAAAAGUGAAAUACCAAAGAACACGUGUUCUAUGGACACCACAUUAUUAAUGACAGAGCAUUUGACCAACAAAACUCAAGAUCCCUGUCCUGGUUCUUCCUGGGUAGAACUUUCUCCAGUGCAGUCCCGAAUGGUGGGCUGCAGUCUUGCAGUGAUAUCUGGAAUACUCUAUGGAUCCAAAUUUGUGCAAAUGAUUUAUAUCAAGGACCACAGCAAAAGAAAUGAUAGUAUAUAUGCAGGGGCAAGCCAGUAUGAUUUAGACUAUGUUUUUGCACACGCCAGUGGCAUCUUUCUUACAAGUACCAUCUACUUUCUGGCUUACUGUAUAGCCAUGAAAAAUAAUCCUAAACUAUAUCCUGAAGCAGUCUUGCCAGGAUUUCUGUCAGGAAUACUGUGGGCAACAGCCACCUGCUGCUGGUUCAUCACUAAUCACUCUCUCAGCUCUGUGGUCAGUUUUCCCAUAGUCACUGCUGGUCCAGGAUUUGUAGUUGCAAUGUGCUGUGUCUUCAUGUUUAAAGAAAUACAGGGUCAACAAAACUACCUUAUGAUAUUUGCAUUUUGCAUCAUCUUGACUGGAGCAUUGUGCACUGCUUUUUCUAAAAUCUAGCAACCACAUGACCAGCAGGUGGCAGCAGUGAUUAAGAGAAGGCCUCUACUGGACACUAGACAGAUUAUACUGAGAACAGAGGUCAUUUUCAUACCGCAAAUGGAUCUCAACUCAUCCUGGAGUGGGUUUGCUUCUUGAAUUCUGAUAUUAUAUUACUUAAUUCAGAAAGAUUCCAGUUAGAUCUUCAUUACAGAAGAGACACCGCACAACGCCCGCCACAUCCACAGGCUUCCUCAGCCCAGUGCGGGUGAGAGACGCACAGCCGCCUGGCGCAGGGUUGGAUGUCCGGCCCAAAGAAAGUUCAUCCAUAGGGUGGCUGCAAGCCUAGGACAUCAUCUGAUCACAGAGGUCUGCCAAGAGCUCAACAACUCUUGUAAAUUUCUUCUGUCUUUUCUGGAUGUGUGUUAUCAGAGAAGGAAGAAGCAACAGCUGGUCGGUUUAAAGCAUUUAGAUGAGCUUCAUCUGUUAGAUACAAUUAAGACAAAGCACCUGAUUAGCCAUCAUGUAAUGUAGGUGCCUCUGUACUCCAUAGCAAAGGAAUCUCUGCUCACCACUGCACAACUUUUAUUAUCAUGUGCAAUAAAAGACUUGGCAAUUU